GCGGGACGAGCGUGGCGUGUUCCUAGUGACUCACUCCUGAAAAAAGGAGAAGGGGACUCGGGGCAUGGCGCAAUGCAGGUCACCACACUUUGAACAUAUCAGGAGGUCCGAGGUCCCGACAUAUCCUCCUGGCGGGAAUUUUCCCGCGAAACAGUUUAUUGGCCCGGUCUCUCAAAUUUCAAAGUUGUUUCGCCCCUCGCCCCAAUUUCACGUUUACUACACGAUCUGCCUCUUGCCAGACGCACCCAAGGCUCCAGCCGAAAUCACAAGGAACGACCACUGAAAGUGGCCUCCUUCUUCCAGCAGAUAAAUCUCACAGUUCGUUCAAAAAUAUCCUUCCAGAAAAUGAAACUACAAAUCAAAAUUACAGCCCCUUCAAAGGAAACGGGGAAUCGACUUGUCGUGCGAAUAAGGGGUACGUUAUAGGCAGUGACGGCAGUAGUGAGAUAUCCGCAGGGCGCCACUGCAGUUGUUUCGAGAAAACGGAAGAAAGACAAAAUGGCGAUGAAAAUCAAGACAGAAAUCAAGAUGGAAUUUCCUGCAGAUGAUGACGAUGAUUUGGAUUUGGAUGCAUUACGUUUAGCUGCACUUUCAACUUUAAAGAAGACAUUGGCACCAAGCCGAAGCACUCCCACCACACACAACAAUGCCGCAGGAGGUCCCAGAGUCAAACCCAUGGGCGGCCUUCAUCCACCCCAGAAUAGGGGUCGUGGCAGAGGUAUCAUGAGAGGUGGCAGAGGAGGAACUAGAGGGGGUAGAGGAAAUUUCACCCCUUAUCACAAUAAUAAUCAGAACUUCUUUCCAAUUAGACCUUCAGGUAAUAGCAAUCUUAUUACUAUAGUUCCUACUGUACCUGAUGAACCCGAAACAUCCAAAGAAACUCUGCGUCAAGGACCGAAAUCAAAUCCUACCUUUUCUGGAAGUACUGUAGCUGAUUCUACUCUUCAUGAAGAAGAGAAAGUUCCUGCCAAAUUCAGACGAGUUGAUGAUGAUUCUGAGUCAGAUGAGUCAGAUGACGAUACUGACUUGAAGGCUGGAUCUAAUGGUGAAUCAAGUGAAGAAGAUGAAGAAGAAAAAGAAAAGAAGAGUGGGAACACUGAUAAUGAGUCUGAGAAAGACUCUGAUCCGGUCUCAGCGCAGCAACAUGAAGAUGAGGGUGACACUAGCCUGGAACGAUUGAUGCAAGAGCUUGAAGAUGAAAUAAGUGAUGCACCCAAAGACAAGAAACCAGUAUUAUCUGCCAAAGAUAAUUCUAAUGUGGAGAAAAUGCCUCAUGUGAAAAAAAUCAAGAAGGAAAAAGUCAAAACAGAAAGACCAGACAAUGAAAACAAUGUUGCUGAUGACAGUUUAACUUUUGACAAAGUGGGUGGCCUAGCCAAUCAAAGUAUACCUGAAUCGAAUGAGAUUCAUCAAAGAAAGCCAUCACCAACUCAGUCAAGAUCUCCACUUUGCUAUGAUCCUGUGUCCAGGGACCCGUCCCCUGAAAGCUCCAAUAUACCUCACAAGCACUCCUCUUCUGCAAGACCGCAUUCUCCACAAACCUCAAGAUCACCUCUGAGGUAUAGAUCACCUCUGAAAUCCAGAUCUCCGCGAUCUCGGUCUCGGUCGCCUAUCCAGUCAAGAUCACCCCUGCGGUCGCCCCGGAGGUCGCCCCGGAGGUCGUUGUCUCGCUCUCCCCGGAGGUCUCCCCCAAGAAGCCACGCGGCUACCGCACGCUCGCCAGCCUACGUCGGUCGCCGUAGCUCGCGGUCGCCCCUCCGGUCGCCUCUCCGGUCGCCUCGGAGGUCCCCGCUGUACCUCCCGCCCAGAGCCAGCUCGCCAGGAAGGCUGCCUCCGCUGCGGAGCAGGUCGAGGUCUCCGAGGCUCGUGCGCCGCUCCCGCUCCCGGUCGCGAUCCCCACUGGGCACCCAGCGCCGGCCCGCGAGUCCUGCCCGCCGCUUGCCUCCACUGAGGCGGAGUCUGUCUCGGUCGCCAGGAGGCCGUCUGUACAUGACGAGGCGGUCUCGGUCGCGGUCCCCGAGGCGGUCCCCAUCACCAAGAAGCAGGCGCUCGCCUCUCUAUGUGAAGAAACUGUCGCCUAAACGCCGAUCAGUGUCCCCAAGGCGGAGAUCCAUCUCUCCGAGGAGGAGAUCCAUUUCACCAAGAAGACGGUCCAUAUCUCCAAGAAGGCGGCCUCUUUCACCGAGGAGGCGGGCCGGGUCUCCAAGCUGGAGCAGACUUUCGCCAGCAAGGAACCGCAGUCCAGUGGGAUCAUUUAGUCAAAGACCACUGUCACCAAGGCGGAGGUCACCUUAUGGAGACGCAUACCCUGCUCGCAGGUCCCCUAGUCCACCGGCUAGAAAGUACUCACCACCUCCAGUUCACAGAGGAGCCUCACCUCAAAGAAGUUAUAGAUCGCCCUCUCCUGUACCUCGUUCCACUUUAAGGAGGAGGUCUCCUGCACCUACCACUGGACCUCCAAGACGUGUGUCUCCUCCUUCCUUCAGACUCUCUCCGGCCAAAUCAUCAAACCGAGCUCCAGCAUCACCUAUUCGUGUCAGAGAUAAGCCAAGACAGCUCUCACCUCUGCCUUCUGUUUCAAGAACUGUUCAGCGUGUUCCUUCACCUCGUAGACAGAGGUCUCCAGUGUCUUAUUCUCGGGGCCACCAUACAAGCAAAGCUUUGAGCCCUGUUCGACGGGUGUCUCCCAAUGCCCACAAGUUGAGGAGAUCUCUCUCACCUCACAAGGAUAUGGUUGCUCCAGCAUCGGGCAGGGAUACGAGUCCCAACGACAGCAUUAGCCUCAGUCCUUCUCCUGAGCGUUUGCCUCAAACUAAAUCUGAAGAGAGAAACAGAGGAAGAAAAUCUCAUCCUCUGGGUGAAAAUCAUGUUGAGUCAAAGAGGUCUCAUAGUGAUCUAAGAAAUGUGCUACCUAGAAGGAAAGAUGUAGCCAAAGAAAGUGAACCAAAUGUAGCAAGCCGUUCAGAAGAACUCACAAAGAAGGAAAAGAAAGAACGAAGACGUGCUAAGCGGGAAAAGAAAGAGCAUAAGAGAGAAUCUCAUCAGAACUCAAGUAAUGUUCUAGAAGCUAGAAGAAGGAAAUUUGAAUCUGGUGGCCCUGUUGAAAUAUCCAGUAAGAAGAUACGCCUUCGUAAUAUGCUUUCUGAGCCUGCUGAUGCAGAGGAACAAGAAAUAGAUAGUACUGAAGUAGAAGUAAACAUAGAAAAGGAAAAGGAACGUGAAUUGAAAGAAGCAAGCGAGGUUGAUGAAAGCAUUUUGGACAAAGAACUGAUGGGUGGAGUUGACCUCCUUUGGUCAGAUGAAGAAGAGGAGGAAGAGGAAGAAGAAGAGGAUGACAAUGUGGAGACCCCUGCUCCAGUCAGCAAUGUUCAAUUCAAACGCACUUUCAACAUGCCUUCUGGAAGUGGCAGCAGUGGUAAAGAAAACAUUCCCGAAGAUAGCAUUGAUUCCAAGAAGGAUGAUGAAAAUCCCACAAGUACAACGGGCUCACCACCUGGUAAUGAAAAUGGGGAUGAAGAUUCUGCUGAGGAGGAACGCUAUGUGAGUGACAUAAGUGGAGAUGAACUUCAGCCUGAUGAGGAGCCUCAAGACAAUUGGCCAAAAACAAAUAGAGAACUUAAAGAGUACAUAAUAAGCCAAGCCAAGGGUACUGUUCAAGCCCGUCCCCCAAAAUCAUCGAGAAAAGAAUCUUCAAUCAAAAGAAAAUCAAAUGAGUCAGACGAUCUUCGUGCUGAGCUGAGUAGGAGACGAGCUGAAAGGCUAACCAAGACAAACUGCCCAGAAGUACCAGAGCGACUUCUCCAGUCGGCUCUCCAAGGAGUUGGAGUGAAACCUCGCCGAGAUAAGAGUCAUCGCCGAAGAACAAGAUCUCCAUUUGAAGAUAAUCUAGACCAGCAAGAGAGUGAUGGGCGGCGAGUGCUGGUUUUAAGACGGGCAGCGGAGCAGAAGGAGCCUGCUAUCAACAUCACCAUAUCAAAAGUGGAGUCGUCAAAAGAUAGCAGUUCUCUGAAGAUGGGUGGAAAAUUACCAAUUCAUAUGAGACUUGGGACAGGCAAGAAAAGUGAUGACAGCCCGAAAAAGGUGAAACUUAAACGCAACAUCACUGUUGGGAGAAAAAAGCAGGUAUUGUGUUAUUUUAAUUACGUAUUAUGCUUACUAAGGUUUAUGGUGCUGUUGCAUGCUUGUGGCUUAGAACAGCCCAUUAUAAGUGGUAAGUUUUGUACACAUUGUGGGCUAACAAACAAACCAGCUACUUCAUUCAAAGAUAUUGAGUAUUCUCUGUUUUAUAUCUGUCUUGAUUUACAUUGCUACUUUUAAGUAAAAAAUGUUAUCAAAGCAACAUACAAACAAACUGUCACAGUUGUUUGUUGAGCUUUGCAUUUCCAAACAAGCAAAGUUAAAAGUUGUACUAUUUGAAAAGGGCUGUGUGUUCGCAUCCCGUUGUAUUCAGUUCCUAUUUUAGUGAAUCUUUGAUGCAAAAUUCAAAUUGACUGAUUGAUUGAUUGAUUGCUUUUCAUAUUUCCUUUCUUAAAAAAAAAAAUGCCAGGAACUAAUCACAACACAUGUUGAUUGUUUCUUCUGUUACUUGAAACUUUAAAAUUUCCUAUGUACCCAGUAUUGUGUACCACUUUUAGUUGGAAUCAGCUAAAAGGGGGAAAAAAGGAAGGAUCUUUCUGCUCAUAAGUACUCCAAAGUAUACUUAGCCCGAAUUCGCAUUUUAGAUCAUGAAAGUUGCUUUUCGUUUUCAUGAAAAGAAGCUUUUUAUUAUGAACCUAUAUGGUAUGUGAAAGCUGGAUCGCCUUCGUAAAGUAAGAUUGACUUGUUUACAUAUUUCCUAGUAUCUUUUCCCCAAAUUUUUAGUUGGUUUUGGAGGUGUGAUAAAAUUGGACAUUCUCCACCUACCUAAAAUACUGUGAUAUUUUCUUUUUGUUCUCCUAUUUUUUACCUUUUUUAUUUAACUAGUGUCUGCUAGUAAAUCUAACUGUAUACCUUUUUAACAGUUUUACUUUCAAUUUUUAUCUUAUUUGUGAUAUCUGAGGGUCUAUUUCUAUUUCAGGUUUUUAUUUGAAAACCUAAGUUGCAUGUAGUAUUUUAUCACCAAGUUGAAAGUGUUUUGUUUAACUUGCUGUUGAUUGAAAUAGAAUGUACGGGUCAUGAUACUUUUCAUAAUAUGUUACUUCCACCAACUCUUUUUUUUUAUUAUGUCUCAAUUUUUAGUGGGGUUUUUCUGUAUCAAAUGGAUUGAAAAAGAUGGGCAAAACAGUUGAACAAUGUGGAGAUGUUGCCUUUGAAUUGACACAAGGGGUUUCAUCACUAUUGCCGCUUUAUUCGUUUUGGAUCUACAAUCAAAAAUAUUCCGAAGCACCUAUUCUGGUUCUCAAUCAUGAUUGUGUGAUAUUAGAGACAUUUCUUCCACAUUGUUUCAUCUAUUUUGUUUUUAAUUGUAAGAGUUCUAUGAUUGAUUUUGAGUUAACAUGCACUUCUUAAAAGAAUCUACAUUUGUGUAAAUGCAACUGUGAUUUGUGUAGGGUUUCUUUUGCAGGUUUGUUAACCACUCAAUCCUUCAUUCAGUGAAAUUAUCAUAAAUAUGUUCAGUACCUGAUUAUUUCCAUUCAAAUUUCUUUUUAAAAGUGUUGUGUUUUUUGGAAUUUGGAAGAAAACUGUCCCUGGAUAUGCUUCAAAACAGCUAUUUUCCCUUAUUCUUGAUGUAGCUUGUGUUGACCAGGCUGUGAACCAAAUGAAACUCUAAACCAACUUAUUGAUUCCAUUCAGUGGUACUUCAUCUUAGGUUGUUCCAUUUCAUGCUAAAAUAUGUAGGGUCUGUUUUUUUCAAAUCACAUACAAUGGUAUACAAAUUGAUGUGCAGUGACCUUGAAUCUGUGCUUUACGUUGCAAAGCAUGUUCCCUGUUACUUCGAGAUGGCUGUGUUCAUUUACCUCAGUUCUAGCCUUUCUGUAAUGUUCAAUGUGAUGAAGUGCCACAACAGUAUCUUUCAUUGUAAUACGAAUCCAGCGACUAUGCUGGGUUUCCAGAAAUAGAUGUAGAUAGACUACAACAUCUAUCUUAAUGACAAUUUCUUUAAAUUUUUCAAACAUCUGAAGUAUAAUUGAUGGGCAGGGGGGUGUUUGAUAAAACCAGUCACAGAAUGAGAAUUUUCUUUAACUCUUUUGCCACAUCCUUUCCUGCAUACCCUCUUUCCACUUUGUGCCGGAAAAUGUUUUUUCGGCUUGUCCUUUCCAAUUAGUGUAUCCUGCCUGUGUAGAGUUACCACAAAAAGAACUAAUGCCCAGUCCAUUCAUGUUCAAGUUUAGUAUGAUGCAGCUUUGUAGUUAUUUGAGGCUGGAUUCAGUAUUUGUUUGGUACAUAUUUUUAACUUAAAACGCGAUUUUACUUACUAAUGUAAAAUUUAUACAGUGUAUGAAGCCCUGUAAAUAUUACUGCCACUUGCACAUGUUUGUGUGAUGUUGAAACCAGGUACCAUUCAGAAUGACUUCAUCGUUUCCUCCACAUUAACUAUGUCUGAAUGAAAAUGCAUGUGUGUGAUAGCUCUUUUGAUGGCUUAUCAACCAUCUAAUAAUUGUGUCAGAUGUUUCUGUGGCAAAGAGUAGCAUGAUUUCUUGUCAGGAGCUAACGUACAGUGAUACUCCUGGUCAAUUCUUAUUUCAUUAUUUGUAGAAACUCUUCUUUAAACUCGUUAAAACUUGCCCAUAAUAUGAACAAAUGAAUUAAAGAACUGGGAUUUUGAGUGUCAGAUCCCCUCUCUCAUACAUGCUAUGAUUAUGAAGGAGUACAUGUUUUUUAUGUCUGAUGAUUAUUGGACUUUUGGGUGUCUAUUUAUUUGUUACGUGAUGAAGUGAACAUUAUCACCCCAAUUUGGACCCUUCAAAUUUUCCCUCCCUAUCAAUUUGUUUUGCUCAAAUUUUUUGAGGUCUUUUCUUAUCUUUUAUUAUCUGUGAUAGAUUUUUCAUGUCAUGAAUUCAUUCUAUUUUCACAAAAUUAUUUGCUCUACUACCUGUAAAGUGUGGUUUUCUUCGGGCCUUUGCUCAAUUUUUAGUCUUGAUGGGAAUAUAAAGAUUUAUUGCCGUUGGUAGUCCCCAUAAUCAUUGUCCCUUUCUUCGAUCUUGGUAUACAUCAUCAAACAUGCUUUAAUGACUGUCUUUUCAGAAAUUGUGAUAUCUACAGUGUAUGUGUUUUUAAAUGUUGUGAUACUGUGGUGCUUGUUACCUAUCUGUGAUGAAGUUGAGUCAUGUCUGUCUUUUCAAAAAUGAAUAAAUGGUAGAAAAAGAAAAAAAAGAAAAGAAAAAAAAGAAAUUGCUAGUCAUCAGCAUACUUGUAGUCAAACGACAUGUUAAUGAGCACUCCGUUAUAAUGUGGCCAAUUGCUUAUUUCCAUUUCUUUCGAUUUGCGAUAUAGAAUGGUACAUUUGGAGCAGCUUUUUGUUUUUCUAGGUAAAAAUUGUCCUCAAUAAUAUCACUCCCAAAUUUUUAAUAUCUAGAAUUUUUUUACCUUGUCUGCUGUUUUAUGUGUCUUUUUUUAACUGUUACAAAUGUACAUUCAUUAAAAAUAUUGUGCUGAUGCUAGCAAAAAAAAAAAAAAACAUACAAAUGAAAAAAAAAAAGAUAUGAAAGAAGUCUACCAGUGCACUAAAGUGCAUAACAAAGCACCAGAUUAACUGUUAAGGUGAACUCAACUUACUUCUAUGUGAAUUAAUUAGUUGUUUCUUCUGUGAAUGGCAUUGUUCAGGUGUAACCUGUUGACCGCUCCUACCUGUCAAUAUUCAGAAGAAACAGACAUACAGGGAUGUCUUCUUAUUGACUGCAAGUGACCUUUCAAAAGACAGUUGUUUGAUUGAAACAUUUGCUCACAAGACCUUGGAACAAAUGGAAUCGUCGGUGGACAUCGAUGAAUGCACUCACCGUUUGAUUUAUACUUCACAAGAAGAAGGACUGUUAGUGUUACUUAUGUGUGGAAAUUACUUUUUUUAUCCUCCCUCUCUCUUUUUUGUUGUUUGUAAUUCUAGAUUACAUUUGCAUUUAUUAAUUAAACAUCUUCUGUCAGCACUCCGUGUGAAAAUUGAGAAACUAACUUCAUCCAUGUUUUGUGUUAGAUUCUUUUCUUCCUCCCCUAUUUUGCUCCGUUCUAUUUGCUAGUGUUUUUGGUUAGGAAUAAUGUGAUACUGUUUUGUUGAAUUAAAGUGGUGUUUCUUCACUAUAUUA
Molecule: messenger RNA, 8216 nt
Organism: Thrips palmi
Lineage: Eukaryota; Metazoa; Arthropoda; Insecta; Thysanoptera; Thripidae
Product: serine/arginine repetitive matrix protein 2-like
Exons: 11
Coding region: 499-4317 (1272 amino acids)
Source: RefSeq, a predicted model, not a curated record